This is a messenger RNA of Halichondria panicea, 5266 nucleotides long. Its product is annotated as sperm-associated antigen 17-like. Gene Ontology annotation, biological process: epithelial cilium movement involved in extracellular fluid movement; axonemal central apparatus assembly. Bases 246 to 5168 code for a protein of 1640 amino acids. The transcript has 17 exons. The record is from RefSeq and is a predicted model, not a curated record. NCBI's taxonomy places the organism in Eukaryota, Metazoa, Porifera, Demospongiae, Suberitida, Halichondriidae. Gene Ontology annotation, cellular component: axonemal central apparatus.
UCCAGCCCCUUGAAUGCCUUUCUCAGCGGCUUCGUUCUAUUAAAAAAAAUCGGCCUGGGACCUAGCGUUCAAUUGGAGACAAAUCGGCCUGGGAACAAGGCUUAGGCUGUGACCAUGGUAACUAGCUGCACAACAUUGGUACACGGACAGGAUCUCUGACUCGAACUCUGUCGUACAUUCUUAUUAUUAAAAAACAGCAAGAGCCAGGUUCCAGUUUUUCUUUCUUCUCUCCUGUGUAAAUAAGAAUGUUCAAAGGAAAGAAAGGAAAAGCAUCAACUGAUACAGGAGGAAAUCUUGAUGAAAUCUUGGUCAAUGAAAUUGUCAAUGAUGAUGAGUGGCAGGCAAGUCUUGUUUUUCUUGUUCCAGGCGAAGCUGGUGCUGACGUACAUAUCAAAUCACUCGUUAACUCUGCUAAUGGUGGGAAUAGGAAGAAGUUUCAUGUGAUUGACACGGAAGGGCUUAAACAGAUGGCUUUUGAAGAUGCUAAGCUAGCAGGUGCUCUUCCAAGCGGAGGUGGAGGAAAAAAGAGCAAACAAAGUUCAACUGUGCCAGCAGACAAGAUACCACACGCUUGGGUUUGCCAGCAAGUUGCUGACACUAUUUCCAACCAAGAUGAUGUACAUCCACCAUUACUCUCAAGGCUUUUGAAGUAUGCUGUUCUAAAGAAAAAAAGAGGAGAUAUGAUGGAAAAGGAAACCCUACAAAAGGAUGUUGCUGGUUUAGCCAAACAAGAUAAGCCAAAGAAAGGGAUGAGCAGUGGAAGAGCUAGUAAAGCAGCAAAGAAAGGCAAAGAAACUCCUUCCUUGGAUGUACCUCCAACUGUUCCAGUUCCCCCAAAACCAAUGACUCUUAUGGUUAAACGUGGAGAGGAAGAUGGAGACUUGAAGUAUAUCAAUGAUGAACCAGCUGACGGACCAUCUUGCUUUAUACUAGUCACUGGAUUCACAUCUGCUGAUAUGUACAAGGAGCUCUCUGAUGUGAACGUACGUGCUCAUGCACUUGUAUGGAUAGGUGGUGCAGUGACACCACUAAUAAAAAAUGCUUCAUACCAUGAUGCCAGUGAAGCAACAUUUAACAAGGAAUUUUCAUCAGAGAUUUUAUCUGUGAUAAAUUCUUCCAUGAAAGAAUCAAUGCUCAGGGACAUGGCUCUGCUUGAACUCAGUGUUCCACAAGCUGAGAAUACAGAGCAAUCGGAUGAAAUUGGUCAGCAGCUGUUUGAUAGUCUCGCCAUGAGAUUGUAUCUAUUGCUUGAGCAAUACUCUCAGUAUCAGCAAUACAUGCGGCUCAUCGAUCUACAGCCGUUAACAUCUGAAAACUUGGAAAGUGAAAAAUCUUCGAGUGCAUAUCCAUGUGACGAUGCCCUGUAUCGUAACGUUUUAAGCGGAAUUCCUGAGGAGUGCUGUACAAUUCCACUUAUAAUGGAUGCAAUGUUGGAACAGGUAUGCUUGUGUAAGUCGAUUAACACAGUCGAAUUUCUAAAAGAAAAUACACUUGAACAUGAAAUCAGUGACCUCCUGCAGGAAUUGAAGAUAGAGGAUGACGGUCUCAAACAAGUACCAAUGAUUUCUGCUACAGAUGGUAUUUCCCGUACUUUCGUGACUUCUUUGACUCCUUCCGAACAGAUUAGGAUUAGUGAUAUUCACCGCAAAAUGAUUUUGCUCUCCGAUUUGGCUAGGUACAUAUUUCCAUCAAGCAGCAGUAACUUCCAAGAAGAGGCUUCGCUGAAAUUGAUGAGAGACUUAUCAUCAUCAGAUGAAAUAACUGUGCCUCAUUUGGAAUUUGCUUUGCUUAUUAUGUCAUUAGAAUGCCUUCUAUUUCCUAUUUGUGAAAGAAGUACUUCAACGAACCACAAGCUUAUGACUAGCAAAAGAACUAGUCCGUUUCAAGUAUCCGAGACUAAAGCUAGUUUUCUCCAGAAUCUAGAAAGCUUCUGUGUUCAACAGCUAAUCUCUAAGGAAGAAUUGAUGCAAACAUUACAGAGCAUACAGGAAACGCAUCCUUACAUGUGUGUUUAUCACUGCAAAAACAACAAUGCUAACGUUAUCGUAGCACACACUGGCUAUGAUGGCUGUACAGCGUGUACUUCAAAUGUUUCAAUAGUCGCAGCUUCCAACGUAGGUUUUCAGAGCUACUUAGUUAACCUCGCUGAAAAAUAUGGUUCGUAUGUAGAGCUCUUCUCUUCUACUGAAAGAUUGCAUAAAAGUGAACAGGUACAGCCAAUAAUAAAUAGUAGUUUGGAGACAAGUUCUCAACAAAGUGAGUUCAAGCCAGACGAAAAAACAAUAGGUGCACCUGAGGCAACAAAGCUAUCUGGUUACGAUUUUGAUGGUCGAGCUAUAAUUGGGGAAGAGUCGAUGGAUACUUUCUUUAUGACCGGUGGAAUUGUGGCACAUAGUCGAAAGUACAUGGUUGCUGAAGGAUGUCGUUCUGUUAUGGUUUCUGUUCUUCAUGAGCACCAUAUCAUUAGGAGUAGCUUACAGUGGAAGGAUAUUGAAACUCAAUCCGAACUCACUGCCCAAUUCGAUAAUCUUAACCUGCCUCCAAAUCUUCUUUCAGCUAGUUUGUACGCAUCGAUUGAGAACGACGUAGCGUUAAGUUUGAGUUGUUAUGGUCCAAAAGCUAAUGGCAAUCUUCCAUAUCUACCGACAAAACCUAAAAUUCUCGAGGAACAGUCGACAUCACCUUCUUCGCAAUCUCUCCCUCAGUUUGGAUCAUCUCCGUUAAAAUUGAGUAAGAAACAGCAAGAACAGCAGCAACAACAUUUGUUGGAACAUCAUAGACUACUUGAUGAGCAGCAUAUGAAGCAAAAGGAAGCUGCAGGCAAACAAUAUCAGGCUAAAUGUGAGAUUAUAUCCAUUAACAAUAAGGAUCAGCAGCUGUUUGCAACAACUAAAGCAGGUCUCCACAUACAUUGCCAAAUAUUACAUGAUUCUGAAGAAUGCUCUCCAGGUGUGGCUGUUUGUCAAGGAUACACGUGUAGUGAAAAAACAAGCACCAAACGAGUUUUUCGAGAAGAAAAGCAGCGAUGUUACCUACCAAAUGGGUAUAUCGUUCGGUUUUUGAUCGAAGGGACGAUUAUUGUUGUUUGCCCUGGUGGUUCUAUCUUUGAAACCGCUACUAAGACUAAUCAAGAUCUGUUUGAGAAACAGUAUAUCAUUAAUGGAACAACUGAUCCCAGCCAACUUGAAGCUGCUGCAGAUAUUCGUAGCUCUGAAGCUGCAGAUAAAUGUCUUUGUAUACCGCAAAACAGAAAGAUUUGGUUAGUUACCACCCCACUUGGAAAGCGAUACUUGUGGAAAGGUGAAGAUUAUAGUGAUAGCAGUUCUAAUAUAGAAGGCGAUGAACAAGAAUCGAUACCUACACAACAAAAUGAUGUGAAUUCGACGAAGAACAAGGUUUUUUUCCUGCAGCCUUUGAAUGUUUUCAAAACAACCGACCCAGUGUCCCAAGAGGAACAUAUUUCACGUGAGGAUGGUGCUACACUGCUUUAUAAACCAGAUGGCUCUUCUGUUAUACAGUUUGUGGAUGGAAUUAGAUGCACUGCUGUGACCAAAUUUGGCUUAGGAGUGACCACUGUACUAACUGAGUCUCCUGGAUAUGCAAACAUAUCAACCAAUGUUGCAACUGGCAUCUGUACUGUUAAUCUUUCUGGUACUGUUAAGAUUAGCUGUAGUGCUGAUGGAAGCUACUCUGUAAGCACAAAUAAAAGUUGCUGUCUCAAUAUUGAUGCAAAAGGUAAAGUGGUGUAUCGUAAUGGAGACGAGCAGUACUCGCUCAACCACAACGGAGUAGAUGACAUAUUGACUGGCUGUGAUUCUGAGGGUCACGAUUCCAUUUCUGUGGACAGAUUAGGAAAGGGAUCAUGUGUUAAGUUCAACAAUGGAGACAGCACCGCUGCUUUUGAACCCCGAUUUUUUACAAUUGAUAGGAGUGGACAAUGUGCAGAAUUGCUGGAUGCUGAUUGCUUACAUCGUCAUCCUAGUGUACAUGCUGUUGUGGACAAAGAAGUGUUAGCAAUUGGAACUGUUACAACAAUUAUGGAACAACAUAAAGAGCACCAACAACCUAUGUACAAGCUUCAAGCGAUGGUUCCAGACAACAUCAGUGACAAGAGUCGCAAAACAGGAUGUGAUCAAGUACAUGGAAGUAUAGAGAGUGAAAGAAGUAAAAAAAUAAGGUUUGGAACAAGCGUUGGCAAUGGGCUAGAUGUUUUAUCCCACCGUCAUUACAUUGGUGCAAAGGCAGAAUACAACGACGUUCCACAAUUCAUUACGUAUAAACGAUAUAUUCAGAAACAAUCGGUUACGUCUGAAAUCAAAGAAAAUGUCUUAGCUUUAAUUGGUUCUUAUCUAACAUGGGUGAGCACAACAAAUUCGGAAAACGUGUUGAAGGAAAGAAUAUCCUCCGAGCAAGAAACAGGCUACAAAAUGGGAGUAGACAAAGAUAAGUUAUUUGUUAAGUACAAUCAAGCUUGUUCUUGUAAAGCCAUCAUAACCCUGAAUUGCUCAAGAGAAAUACUCCCGCAAAAUAUGACGAUCCAAAACAUUAUGUGGGAUCAAAACCAUUUGAAAAAUGUGCUACGAAAGCAGCAUGUUCCCGUGUAUUCAUUUGUGAAUGCUGAGCUUAACAAAAAAGAAAUUUGUUCCUCUCUACCAAAUAAAGCAAAGACGGUCAGUACUCGGCGCCUUCCACCUUUUUUGACGAAAGACGUUUUCUCUAGUAAUGGCAGCAUUACCAGCACAGAAAAAGUUUCCAAGACCCGGACUGCUGGAGCUAUAUGCGUCCUCCCCACUACACCUCUCAGUCUGCUGCAACAAGUGGAAAUUUCUCCAAGUGAGAUAAAUUUUGGCACACUUCAAGAAGGGGGAAAAUACCAUGUGAGCCUUACCCUCAAGAAUGUUGGAGUCCAUCCUUGUAGAUUUAGGAUUAGGCAACCCCAUCCUGCUACAGGCUUAAAAGUUCGCUAUUCUCCAGGACAGAUUGCUCCUGGGAUGUCUCGACUAGCCAUCGUUGAGCUUUAUGCCACGAAAAGUGAUGGAGGAGAGUUGAACCACACACUGGAAAUUUGUACAGAAAAGAACACUCAGCUGCUGCUUAUUAAAGCUAAUAUCCUUUCGACAGGUUAUGCAAAAGGAACAAUACAACGCUUAGAACGUUCAAACUUAUAACAGCACUUUAUUGUCUUAAAGUAAUUUAUUAGUAUACUGUAUAAUUAUUUAUAGUUCGUGAUAAUAAUUCUUUAUGGAGAAGAACAUUGGAGAAUUUG